Molecule: messenger RNA, 294 nt
Organism: Dovyalis caffra
Lineage: Eukaryota; Viridiplantae; Streptophyta; Magnoliopsida; Malpighiales; Salicaceae
Source: the annotation of a GenBank genome assembly
AUGCCAGUUUUCGAUGGGCUUUUGAAGAGGUGGAAGGUGGAAAACAAGGAUGUUUUCGAGGGUGAAGUUUGGUCGGGGAAAGGGAUCAAGCCCAGACAAAGCCCGUUCAUAGAAUUUAUAGAUCUUUGCAACUUGGGCCACCUUUUGGAUUCCCUUCAAGCCUCUCGUCCUGUUAGCGUCAUGAACAUGUACCAUAAAGACAUGGAAACAUUGAGGAUGCAAAUGAAUGGUGGUGAUGAGAGAGGGGAAAGGGAACCUAAGAACAGUGGCGGUGAAGGAAAGACCUCUAACUGA